AUGUUGACUGACUCGCCCUUCACAGAAGAGAUGAAGAUUGUCGUGUUUGCUCUUCUCCUCUCAGCUCAUUGUGAGCUCACAACAGCUCUGAAAAGAAAACACUUUUAUUUUAGUAAUGCCACAACAUGGACAAAAGCUCAAAGUCACUGCAGAAGCUCCUAUGUAGACCUGUCCAGUGUUGACAGCUGGGAGGAAAUUACAGCGUUAAAUGCUACAAGUGGGCUUAGUUUUUUAAAAGCAUUUAUCUGGGUUGGACUGCGACUGACCUCUGCAAACACCUGGCAGUGGAGUGAUGGAAGCCAAAGAAGUUUUAUCAUCUGGGGAGCAGACCAACCAAACGAUCCAGGCACUGACCUCUGCUGUCGGGUUCAAAAUGGCAGUUUGUAUGACUACUACUGUAGUUAUUCAUACCCGUACUUCUGCUACAAGUGGGACACUGAACUGAUUGUGGUUAAAGAGAAUAAGAGCUGGGAGGACGCGUUACAAUACUGCAGGACUCAUCACACUGAUCUGGCCAGUCUGCCAACAGAUUUACAUCUCAUCCAAGCCAAACAAACCACUGCUAAGACAUCAAGUGUGUGGACAGGUCUACGGUUCCUGGCAGGCUCAUGGUUCUGGUUAAGUGAUGAGGAUCUGGGAUACGUUAGUGCCCAACUGCCAGCCUGUCCUGCCAAUUACACUUACUGUGGAUCUCUAAACCUGAAAACUCAGAGCUGGGAGAACAGAAACUGUUUGGAGAAACUUAACUUUGUGUGCUAUUAG
Misgurnus anguillicaudatus (oriental weatherfish) is the source of this 762-nucleotide messenger RNA. NCBI's taxonomy places the organism in Eukaryota, Metazoa, Chordata, Actinopteri, Cypriniformes, Cobitidae. The record is from RefSeq and is a predicted model, not a curated record.